This is a messenger RNA of Plasmopara halstedii, 204 nucleotides long. RefSeq lists its product as uncharacterized. The record is from RefSeq and is a predicted model, not a curated record. The coding region runs from base 1 to 204 and encodes 67 amino acids. Lineage: Eukaryota; Oomycota; Peronosporomycetes; Peronosporales; Peronosporaceae. The transcript has 2 exons.
AUGAAUGCAUCGACCGCAUCGUUUAUGAGCACGUCCAGCGCGGGAUUGCGUACGCGUAGUUCCUUUUCUACACUAUCCACCGAAAAUCAGUCCACCUUCUUUCUCGAUAUGGCUAUUAUUCGUUUCCUUACGCUGUCGCAAGAGCUGAAAUUGCCGCAAUCAGCCCUAUACCGAGCAAACCGCGAAUUGAUAAAUCUGGAUUGA